This is a messenger RNA of Lingula anatina, 1669 nucleotides long. RefSeq lists its product as uncharacterized. Lineage: Eukaryota; Metazoa; Brachiopoda; Lingulata; Lingulida; Lingulidae. The record is from RefSeq and is a predicted model, not a curated record.
CAACAAACCCCUUGUGUUUAAACCACGUAACACAUGUAUGCGUGCAUCGACCCGAAACAUCCAAUCAAUUCGAGGAGUUCCUCCAUGACACAGACAUUUUUUACGGCUCAGGGACGCCCUUGCUGCUGUAAGAGCCAGUCAAGGGCAAAGAUUAUUCAUUUACCUUUCUGUAACACAUUGAGAUAAGCGGCAUUGUUGGCAGUAUACAGCACAUGAUCCUUCAGUUUACAGAGAUAAGAGCUCUUCAUUUUGGCGGGAAAAGUGCCAUAAAACGGAUUUUUUCGGGAUAUAGACGCUACCAUGCAGUCCCAAGACAAGCUGCCAUUUCCAAAAUGCUCCUUCUUCAUUGUAGCUUCCAUAAUGCUCGUUUUCAUCUUGAUGUUAACUUUUCGCGGUAACAGCAUUCAAAGGACGGCGCCUGAAUUUGUUGGGAUCAAUAUAGAUGUUAGAACUCAAUCACCACACAGUAUAUUUAAACCUGAGUUUGUUACGUUCAAUACAGAUGUUAGGACCAGACCACCAGGCACCAUCACUGCCAACACUGCCACCAAAACCUCCAAGGAAAUAACCAAGCAUGUUUCAAAGACUCGAAAUUGUUCCUUAUUGUAUCUUCAAAACUACUUGGCAGAAAAGGGGCGGUUUUUUGGAGAAGGGCAGUGGGUCAAGGGCCAGUGGGAACCGAGAAGUUGUCAAGUGCCUGAACGAGUGAACGCUGAACGGCUGGCUCAAUGUCUUACAGCAAAGAAGAUAGAAAAAAUUGGAAUCCUUGGUGACUCUCAGUCCAUGAGGUAUGCUGCAAUGAUAAGAACAGGAGAAGGUGCGUUUCAGUGUAAGAAAACGAAAGCCGAAAAUGGCGGGAACAGAUCACCGUCCAUUAAUUUCUUUUCUCCACCAAUUGCAGCUAAUGAUUUGCGAGCUACCACACGUGACUGUUUAGGUUGCGCCGGUUUACAGGCCACUUGUACGUUUGGGAGUUCGAAAAAUUCCGUGAUUAAGAUCGAAAACAUGAUUACGGAAAACGUUAAGGACAGUGAACUAAUCACACGGAGAAGUUCGGUUUACAAAAAUUGUGACGAUCGGCUUACGAAUAAAACUGGCAUUCCGUGUCUAGAGUCUAGUACCACGCAAGAGGUGAUAUUUCAAGAGUACUGGUGCCUUGACGGCUACCCAGAUGUGAUCAUCGUGUUUGCAACUCAUGUCCACGAAGCUGUGAAGAGAAACGCCAGGAAUUUUGAGCGAGAUUUUACGUGGUUCGUCGAUCUUAUAACAACCGUGGUGCCCAAGACUACCAAGAUUCUCUAUGUGAAUGCACCCAAGGUGACUCCACCACAGCCAGAAGCAUGGAAGACUGAAGGUCGAAAUAUUUUUAUAGAUGAACUCAACAAAAUAGCAGCGGCUGUGAUUCAUCGGUCAAUAGUGGAGCGCAAGGUGCCAAAUCUGUACCCGAUGUACGAUAUGUUUUCUAUGUCUGUAGAUCGAAAUGACUGGAAUGGAGAUGGCGUACAUUUCAAACCACAGUGGUACAAGCAUGCUGCGUCCUUACUGUGGACUACUUUGUGCAUGGACUGAUCUUUUAAGACUGGUCUCUUAAGUUUAAGGUGUACGUUUUACAGGUGACAUAUUUUUUUAAAUUUCAGCCUAAAGCUUGUUUAAAAUAUUGAUUUUUUGU